AGGCGGGACCAUGGUGACCGGGAACGGAAGAGCGGAGAGCCGCCAGCCCGUUCGUUAUCGGGGGGAGGGGAAAGUGGGGCCCAAAACCGGAGAGAACGAAGAGGGGUUAAACUGAAGAGUGAGGAGUCUCCAAUUCGGGAUGGCCAUGGAUACUCGGUUCACCAGGGGCAAGUCUGUCAUCCUGGAGCGAUCGAUCACUCGCCCCAAGUCUGAGGUCAGCCUGAGCGCCUUUGCCCUGCUGUUCUCGGAGAUCGUCCAAUACUGUCAGAACCGCGUCUACUCUGUAUCAGAGCUACAGAACAAGCUGUCGGAGCUAGGCCAGCAGGUGGGGGUGCGGAUCCUGGACGUGCUGGUAAUGCGAGAAAAGAACGGCAAGCGGGAGACCAAGGUCAUUAACGUGCUGCUCUUUAUCAAGGUCAAUGUGUGGAAAGCCUUGUUCGGCAAGGAGGCAGACAAGCUGGAGCAAGCCAACGAUGAUGACAAGACCUAUUACAUCAUUGAGAAAGAGCCACUCAUCAAUGCCUACAUCUCGGUGCCCAAGGAGAACAGCACACUCAACUGUGCCUCCUUCACAGCAGGCAUUGUAGAGGCCAUCCUCUCUUACAGUGGAUUCCCCGCCAAGGUGACGGCUCACUGGCACAAGGGCACUACCCUGAUGAUCAAGUUUGACGAGUCCGUCAUUGCACGCGACAAAACUUUGGAUGGACGAUAAGAUGAACAGUUUAUGGCCGUCACUCUAAACGCCUGGAUGCACCCCCUCUAUCGCACUUCUCACUGAUGAUCUACCCAAAGAUGUCAAGACCAUGACUAUGUGCAGUGUUAAGAUAACUUUGUCACUACCUGCCCAACUCUUUCCCCAACUGAGGACUGUUGAUCGUUCCAACAUUUUGUUGUUUAUCUGUAUCCCAAUUUCUGCUUGUACCAGGUUUUUGGUGUUCCUGGACUUUAAUGCUUUAGGAGAUAUGAAUAAGGAUUUGCAAUCUGGUACAUCUGUUGUAUGUGGAAAUUAGCAAUGCAUAUUAAAACAAUUACAAAAUCCCAUUUUGCUGUGUUGGUGCUGACACACUCUCCGGUUUGUAGCCAUUGGUUAUGAGAGUUUUGCCAGAGCUCAUUGUGAUCCUUACAGAGUAGGGUCCCCUAGAACGAUUUAGAAACUCGUUCUCUGUAGUUAGGAUAACGUACUCUGUGCGAUUGUCAGCCUGUAUGUUGGAAACCACUCAAUUAUAACUGUUUUUGAAAGAACUUCACGAA
Mobula hypostoma (lesser devil ray) is the source of this 1251-nucleotide messenger RNA. RefSeq names its product trafficking protein particle complex subunit 5 (gene trappc5). The coding region runs from base 140 to 712 and encodes 190 amino acids. Gene Ontology annotation, cellular component: TRAPPIII protein complex; TRAPPI protein complex; TRAPPII protein complex. Lineage: Eukaryota; Metazoa; Chordata; Chondrichthyes; Myliobatiformes; Myliobatidae. Gene Ontology annotation, biological process: endoplasmic reticulum to Golgi vesicle-mediated transport. The record is from RefSeq and is a predicted model, not a curated record. The transcript is spliced from 2 exons.